CCGCGCGUAACGUUGACAUCCCCAGUCAACCCCCACCCCCCCUCGAGCUCUAUUGCCAAGAUGCCUCCCUUCCCGGGCUCGAUCCUCGUCAAUUCAUCCGGAAAAGCACUCAAACGAAAGCGCUCUUCCGCCUCCGCCUCCGUGUCCUCUGCUCCCACUCCCAAUCAUUCCGCACCCGCCAGCACCGACAACGGUCGUGUCCGCGUUCAAGGUGGCAUCGAAUCCCUAAAAUGGAAAAGGGUCAGAUUGCCAGAUCGUCUCGACGACAUGGAAGGUCUCAUGGGAUUGGAAGAGAUCGACGGUGUGGAUAUUGAGAUGGAGGAGAUCGGGGGUGGUGCGAAGAAGUUGAACCUGUUUAUGAAGGCCGCAAAGAAGGCGGAAGAGAAGAAGCAGGCUAAAGAAGCAAAGCAGGAGAAGGAGGAUGGAGGUGAGGAGCAGGAUGUGGACACGGUGGAUGAGGCAUCGGCACCCAAGGCGGAAGAGGAGGAAGCGGCACCAGCACCAAAAUCCAAGAAGCAAAAGCAGAAGAAGGAAAAGAAGGAGAAGAAACCCAAAACUCCCGUCGUCGCCGAAGCCCUCGCAACAGAAGAAUCAACCUUCGCAGGCCUCGACGAAUCCGAAGAAGACGUCGACCUCCCCAACUGGUCCGAGUUCUCCCUCUCCCAGCCCCUUCUCCGCGCCCUCCACUCUUUCAACUUCUCCGCUCCCACCGAUAUUCAAGAACUCGCACUCCCACAUCUGCUCUCCGGCCGGGACCUAAUCGGUAAAGCCGCAACCGGAUCCGGAAAGACCCUGGCAUUCGCAUUGCCGAUUAUUGAGCAUAUCAUCUCGACUGGAGUGAGGGAGAAGACCCAAGCGUUGAUCUUGGCGCCGACGAGAGAGUUGGCGCAUCAGAUUGCGAAGGCUGUAGAGGGUUUGGCGAAGUUUUCUGCUGUGAACGUGAUUACCGUUACGGGUGGUUUGGCAGUACAGAAACAGCAGCGUCUUCUCGCCAAGAACCCGGAUAUCGUCGUUGCUACCCCGGGACGUUUGUACGAGGUUAUGAGGGAUGGACAUGGACUGAUUGCUGCGUUGAAGGGGAUCAAGUUCUUGGUCUUGGAUGAGGCGGAUAGGUUGUUGCAGGAGGGGCACUUUAAGGAAGUCGAGGAGAUCUUGGAAUUGAUUGGUGGAGGUGAGGAGAGCGACGGUCGACAAACGCUUGUUUUCUCCGCGACGUUCCAGAAAGAUUUGCAGCAGAAGUUGGGAUCGAAGAAGGGGUUCAAAUUGAAGAACAAGAAGUUCUCGGAUGCGAAGGUGAUGGAUAACAGUGAUACGAUGGCAUACCUCCUACAGCGCCUCAAGUUCCGGGAGGAUGCGCCGGAGUUCGUGGAUGCAAACCCGGAUGACGCUGUUGCUAAGAAAAUCCAUGAGGGAAUCAUCGAAUGCGGUGCUCAAGAGAAGGAUUUGUAUCUCUACUACUUCCUCCUCCGAUACCCCGGCCGCACACUCGUCUUCGUCAACAACAUCGAUGCCGUGCGACGUAUCCACACCCUCCUCUCCGAACUCGGCGUCCACAUCGUCCGUCUCGACUCCAACCUCAUGCAAAAACAGCGAUUGAAGGCCUUGGAGCGGUUUAAGGCGACGGCAAAGUGCGUCAUGAUCGCAUCUGAUGUCGCGGCGCGUGGAUUGGAUAUCCCGGGCGUACAGCAUGUCAUCCAUUACCACCUUCCCCGUGCUGCGGAUAUGUACGUUCACCGCUCUGGUCGUACGGCGCGUGGUGCUGGGAAUGAGGGUGUUGCGAUUAUUUUGUGUGCACCCGAUGAAGUCGGGAAUUUGAGGAAGAUGAUCGCCAAGUUGGAUAAGAAUGUGGAGGAAAUGGCGACGUUCCCGAUUGAUCGGCAACUUGUUGCGAAGCUGAAGCCGAGGAUUACGUUGGCGAAGAAGAUUACGGAGGGGGAUAAGGCACAAUCCAAGAAGGGUCACGAAGACGCUUGGUUGAAGCAAGCGGCCGAGGACUUGGGUGUCGACAUCGAUGAGGCCAUCUCCGUCCCCGACAAGAAAAUCAACUCCAAGUCCGCACGUGCGGCGAUGAAAGUUGAACUGGUGGAGUUGCUGAAACAACCUGUGAGAGGCGGGUUCUCGACAAAGUACUUGACGAGUGGAGAGGUCAAUUUGGCGCAGCAGUUGUUGGAUGGGAAAAGUCAUUCCAUGUUUCUGGGGAAGGAUGUUUCUACUGCUUUGGGAGAUAUUCCGAGGAAGAAGAAGGAGUGAACAUGUACUAUUAUCACUUAGACCGGCGUUUGGGCGGCCUACCUUAUCGACCCCGGUGUUGCUGUACCCGCGCCACACUCUACGUACAUGCUCCCCAGGCCAGUCGACCCAGACACCGAGAAGACCGACAAUUCGUAGACGAUAGAGGAAUUGUCAUGGGCGCAUGUCUAAGUCUCUGUGGGAUUGGAAAGGAGGCACAUAACGAUGA
This is a messenger RNA of Saitoella complicata NRRL Y-17804, 2458 nucleotides long. RefSeq names its product P-loop containing nucleoside triphosphate hydrolase protein. Bases 61 to 2250 code for a protein of 729 amino acids. Gene Ontology annotation, cellular component: nucleolus. Gene Ontology annotation, molecular function: RNA helicase activity; ATP binding; nucleic acid binding. The transcript is spliced from 2 exons. Lineage: Eukaryota; Fungi; Ascomycota; Saitoellomycetes; Saitoellales; Saitoellaceae. The record is from RefSeq and is a predicted model, not a curated record.